Corticium candelabrum is the source of this 1017-nucleotide messenger RNA. Its product is annotated as myotubularin-related protein 10-like. The record is from RefSeq and is a predicted model, not a curated record. Gene Ontology annotation, cellular component: cytoplasm; membrane. The transcript is spliced from 4 exons. Gene Ontology annotation, molecular function: phosphatidylinositol-3-phosphate phosphatase activity. Gene Ontology annotation, biological process: phosphatidylinositol dephosphorylation. The coding region runs from base 145 to 585 and encodes 146 amino acids. NCBI's taxonomy places the organism in Eukaryota, Metazoa, Porifera, Homoscleromorpha, Homosclerophorida, Plakinidae.
GGAUAAAUAGCGGAGUUAGACGAAUCAAAGGAGGAAUGGCCACUUUAUGCGGAAAGAUGUUGUUUGGAAGUUUCGCUGGAUGUAGUAAAGACUCUAAUUGACAAAGGUGAUUCAGUUGCGAUAGAAGAGUCGGAUGGAAGAGAUAUGUCAUGUGUUAUUGCAUCGCUGGUACAGUUGAUUGCUGACCCAAACUAUCGGACUCUGAAUGGAUUCCAAAGUCUUAUACAAAAAGAGUGGAUUGUUGCUGGUCAUCAGUUCAAGACACGGUGUGGUCAUCUUGAUACAGCAAGCAAAAUGUUGGGUCCUCAUAUUCCACAGUCACAAUCUGUAUCACUUCCUCGAACUGCAGCAGUUGGCAAUAGUGUAGGUGAUUCGACAUGGUAUGAUAACUCGGCAUCUGUCUUGAGUGAACCAAUGCCAAGUCCGGCUGAUCGAAACAUGCAGGUUUCAAUGCUCAGUGAGCCAUCAGGUAAGGUCUCUCAAAACAUACCAGUUAAACGAUCAAGGAGCUACACAACUACUAGUAGAACUGAGAAUGAAGCUGAAGGGAAAUUGAUGGCAAGAGUGAGUUUCAGUAUUAUAUAAGGAAGCUGUUGUUGUGUACGGGUGGCAGUAGUGUUUUGCAAUGUCAUAACUUUGUAAGCCUGGUUUGCAGUACCUAUCCUAGCUCAGCAUAACAACAUGGUACUGUAAUCAUGUUUGUACCUUCACUGUGAUGGAACAGCAAGGCCAGUGUCACAACAUUGGCUUGACGCUGGGUUGACACUGGAAAAGAGCUCUAUUCCACCGGUAUGACUAUGGCGAAGCAUUGAUUAGGCAUUCAACUAGUUAGAUGGUAGUUGAUUAUUCUAUAGUACACUAGGGUAGCAUCACAGUACAGGUUUCUCCUUGCAGCAAGUCCCUACAAGGGCUGCUUAGCACCUACUGUGAAUCAAUCAAUGCUGUCAGUAACCUGAGGCUGAACUUAAUUGACUCUCCUAACCUAGACGACUGUGAACCAGGCUUUUGUUAUGAACA